GUUAACAAGAAAUAUCAUGGUUGGGUGCGCUGCACCAUUUCCACGUCAGUAAGUUUGCCUGUGGAAGAGAUUACCCACCGGUGACAGAAUAUCAAUCUAAUUUCCUGCUAUAACAGACAAACAUCAGGGCAUGACAACUCUACGUGGACCUGUUUAAAUAUACAUGAUGGACAAGAAUAUAUACAUUGUUCAAGGAGAGAUUUCUAUUGUUGUUGCUGCUAUCAAGAGGAACUCUAGAUGGAGUACACAUACUCCUUUGGAUGAAGAACAGGACCCACUACUCAACAGCUUCAGCAACUUGAAAGAGAUUCUCAAUAACAUAAAAGAUCUCUCUGAUGUGGAGCCCAAUGUGUUCCUUCGACCUUUUCUGGAGGUCGUUCGCUCAGAGGACACAACUGGACCAAUCACAGGCCUUGCUCUCACCUCUGUCAACAAGUUCUUGUCAUAUGGCCUUAUAGAUGCCAAUCAUGAAGCGGCAGCAGAGGGCAUCGAGAACAUGGCUGAUGCUGUCACACAUGCUAGAUUUGUAGGCACAGACCCGGCAAGCGAUGAGGUGGUGCUGAUGAAAAUCCUUCAGGUUUUGAGGACUUUGCUGCUGACUCCAGUAGGAGCCCAUUUGACUAAUGAGUCUGUUUGUGAGAUCAUGCAGUCCUGUUUUCGUAUAUGCUUUGAAAUGAGAUUAAGCGAGUUGCUGAGAAAGUCAGCUGAACACACGUUGGUGGACAUGGUGCAGCUGCUGUUCUCCAGAUUACCACAGUUCAAAGAAGAGGCCAAGAGUUAUGUAGGAACUAACAUGAAGAAGGCUUACAAUAUCUUAUGGAAAAACAAACGAGUACAGCUAAAGAUGAGAGCCGGGGGAAUGAGCGAGUCGUCCAAGUGGAAGAAGCAAAAGCGAUCACCCCGACCCCCUCGUCACAUGGUGCGCAGUGCCUCCGGGCAAAUGGAUCCAGCCCAGUCCAGUACUCUUACCAACAACCUCUCGGGUGGAGUUCCAUUCAUAGAGCAGCAGAGUGGAGUUUCCCUCGCUCUUCCAGGUCCAGACAGUGCAACUUCCUCCAUCUCCAGCCCUACCACUGAUAGUGGCAUGGACGCUGGCUCAAAAACCACCUCUAAGGAAGAUCUCACAGACCUGGAGCAGAGCAGCUCAACGGCCACCACUCCUGUAACGCCUUCUGGAGAGUCAGGCCGACUAGAAUCACAGUCUGAGGCCAGGGGAGUCGAGCAUGCCCAGUCCGCAUCAGUGGAAUCAAUUCCUGAAGUCCUGGAAGACCGAGACUUGCUGGCUGACCAGUCCGAUUCGGCAUCCAUCCAUGAUAUGGAUUACGUAAACCCUAGAGGAGUGCGCUUCAUGCAGUCCACCCAGAGAGAAGGUGCUGCUCUAGUCCCGUACGGACUUCCGUGUCUGAGAGAGCUCUUCCGUUUCCUCAUCUCUCUCACUAACCCACAUGACCGGCAUAACUCGGAUGUGAUGAUGCACAUGGGCCUGCAGCUGUUGAACGUGGCCCUAGAAGCUGCUCACAUUGCACCCUAUCAGUCACUCCUCUGCCUGGUCAAAGAUGAGCUCUGUAGGCACCUAAUACAGUUGUUGAACAUAGACAGAAUGAAUCUCUACACCGCCUCCAUACGCGUUUGCUUUCUUAUAUUCGAAAGCAUGAGGGAACAUCUGAAGUUUCAGCUUGAGAUGUACCUGAAGAAGCUGAUGGACAUUAUUACCUCAGAAAACCCUAAAAUGCCCUACGAGAUGAAGGAAAUGGCCCUGGAGGCUGUCGUACAGCUCUGGAGAAUCCCCAGCUUUGUUACAGAGCUCUAUAUAAAUUAUGACUGUGAUUUCUACUGCUCCAACCUGUUUGAGGACCUCACCAAACUUCUUUCCAAGAAUGCCUUCCCAGUGUCUGGGCAGCUCUAUACAACCCAUCUCCUGUCUCUUGAAGCCCUGUUGACUGUGAUUGACAGCACAGAGGCCCACUGUCAGGCCAAAGUGCUAAACAGUGCUGCACAGCAAGACCAAUCAGAAUCGACGACAGGAGAAGCCAACGGUUCGGUCAGCACACUCACAGAUUCAACCACAGAGGCUGGCAAUUCCAUACCAAAUUCUAAUGGGCAGAAUGCUGUGGUAUCAGAGGCCAACUCUACCGGUCCUCCAACCAGUGGUCAUCUGAUGGCAGAGAAGAUGAGAUUAGGUAGACAGGACCAGGAAGAGUCUGACUCAGCAGAGAAGAAAAGCCCUACAAAGCCACAACGUUUUACCAGCUGUCUGCCAGGCUCUCAGGAACUUUUAGAGAUCAAGAACAAGAAGAAGCUUCUCAUCGCAGGUACAGAGCAGUUCAAUCAAUCUCCAAAGAAGGGCAUUCAGUUCCUUCAGGAGAAAGGCCUGCUCAGCAGUCCAAUGGACAAUAAUGAGGUGGCCCAGUGGCUGAAAGAGAAUCCCCGUCUGGACAAGAAGAUGAUCGGGGAGUUCAUAAGCGACCGCAGAAACACAGACCUGCUGGACAGUUUUGUCAACACGUUCACCUUCCAAGGACUGCGAAUAGACGAAGCUCUCCGCUUGUAUCUGGAGGCAUUCCGUCUUCCCGGCGAAGCACCCGUCAUUCAUCGGCUCCUGGAAACCUUCACGGACAACUGGCACAAAGUGAACGGUAAUCCCUUCCUGACCAACGAUGCCGGCUUCGCUCUGGCUUACGCAGUCAUCAUGCUGAACACCGACCAGCACAACCAUAACGUCCGUAAGCAGAACAUCCCUAUGACUGUGGAGCAAUUCAAGAAGAAUCUGAAAGGCGUGAACGGAGGGAAUGACUUUGAUCAAGACAUGCUGGAAGACAUCUACAAUGCCAUCAAGAAUGAGGAGAUUGUGAUGCCCGAUGAGCAGACGGGACUGGUAAAGGAGAACUAUGUGUGGAGUGUUCUGCUGCACAGAGGGACAUCACCCGAAGGGCUGUUCCUCCAUGUGCCCGAUAGCAGUUACGAUCGUGACCUCUUCACCAUGACUUGGGGACCAACUAUUGCCGCCCUCUCCUAUGUUUUUGACAAGAGUCUGGAUGACACAAUCAUUCAGAAGGCCAUUGCUGGGUUUAGGAAAUGUGCCAUGAUAUCUGCACACUACGGCUUCAGCGACGUUUUUGAUAACUUAAUCAUUUCACUCUGCAAGUUCACUACACUCAGCUCUGAGUCUGUAGAGAACCUGCCGACCGUGUUUGGCAGUAACAGGAAGGCUCAAAUCGCUGCCAAAACUGUGUUCAGUUUGGCCCAUCGUCACGGUGACAUCUUACGAGAGGGAUGGAAGAACAUCAUGGACUCUAUGUUGCAACUCUUCAGGGCUGAGCUGUUACCCAAGUCCAUGGUCGAGGUUGAGGACUUUGUGGACCCGAAUGAGAAGAUUUCUUUACAGCGUGAAGAAACGCCAUCAAACAGGGGUGAGUCCGCCGUAUUGAGUUUUGUGAGCUGGUUAACAUUAAGUGAGCAAUCUGGACACAGAGGCCCAUCCACUGAAAACCAGGAAGCCAAACAAGCUGCCAUCCUCUGCAUAAAGCAAUGUGACCCAGAGAAACUGAUCACAGAAAGCAAGUUCCUGCAGCUGGAGUCUUUACAGGAGCUCAUGAAGGCUCUCAUCUCUGUGACCCCUGAUGAGGAAACGUAUGAUGAAGAAGAUGCUGCUUUCUGUCUAGAGAUGCUUUUGCGUAUCAUUCUUGAAAACAGGGAUAGGGUAUCGUGUGUAUGGCAGACGGUACGGGAUCACUUAUAUCAGCUGUGUGUCCAUGCUAAUGAGAGCUGCUUCCUGGUGGAGAGAGCUGUCGUGGGAUUGCUCAGACUUGCGAUACGUUUGCUGCGCAGAGAGGACAUCGGCUCACAGGUUCUCCUGUCUCUUCGCCUGCUGUUGAUGAUGAAGCCUCACGUUCUGUCUAGAGUCUGUAGAGAGGUCGCCUUCGGCUUACACGAGCUACUUAAAACCAACGCUGCCAACAUCCAUUGUACAGACGACUGGUACACGCUCUUUUCCCUUCUGGAAUGCAUCGGGACUGGGGUCAAACCUCCGGCUGCUUUGCAGGUUGCCAACAGCAGCCCAGACAACGACACGGGUGCUCAGUCAGACAGUGAACUAAGUUCAUAUCACCACAGUGAAGUCAGUCUUGACCGAGGCUAUACGUCUGACUCCGAAGUUUACACCGAGCAUGGCAAGUCCAGAUUACCUCGUUCGGCUACAGAUGUCGAUGUGGGCUGGCUUGUGGUGGGCAAAGAUGACCUGGAUGGUAGUAAGACAGCGGUGGUCCCUGCUCCAAAGGCCCUGCUCCCAGCUCUCAUUAACCAAUACAGUUUAACUCUUGGAGUAGACAUGGGUCUGCAUGACACCAAGUCUCUCAUCAAGUGCGUGGAUUCGCUUUCCUUCAUCGUGCGUGAUGCCGCCCAUGUCACACCCGAAAACUUUGAGCUUUGUGUUAAAGCCAUACGAGUGUUCGUGGAGGCGAGCCUCAACGGAGGAUACCGCACUCACGAGAAGAAAAAGAUUCACAAAUACGACUCCAAAAGCCGGCUCAGAAAGAAGCCGAGGGACAAGGAAGGCGCAUCACGACGAGCCAAAACGUCCAGUCAGCGGCCCGCCCGUUCUCAUAGCGACGAUGAGGAAGACGAGGGCGUGCCGGCCAGUUACCACACGGUGUCUUUUCAGGUUAGUCUGGACUUGUUAGAUCUGAUGCAUACACUGCACACGCGAGCAGCCGGCAUCUACAGCUCUUGGGCGGAGGAACAGCGCCAUCUUGAGGGCAGUGGCAGAAAGAUCGAGGCGGACUCUCAGACUCUAUGGUCCAGCUGCUGGUGUCCUCUGCUUCAAGGCAUGGCAUGGUUGUGCUGUGACGCACGAAGACAAGUGCGCAUGCAAGCUCUCACCUACCUGCAGAGGGCGCUGCUGGUUCAUGACCUGCAAACUCUGGACGCUGUGGAGUGGGAAUCCUGUUUCAACAAGGUCCUGUUUCCUUUGCUCACCAAACUCUUGGAUAACGUCAGUCCAGCUGAUGUGGGCGGUAUGGAGGAGACCAGGAUGAGGGCAUGCACGCUGCUUUCUAAAGUGUUCCUACAGCAUCUCUCUCCCCUGCUCUCAUUGCCCACUUUUGCUGCCCUCUGGCUCACCAUUCUGGACUUCAUGGACAAGUACAUGCAUGCUGGUUCCAGCGACCUGCUGCUGGAAGCGAUCCCUGAAUCUCUGAAGAACAUGCUGUUGGUGAUGGACACCGCAGGGAUCUUUCACAGUGCAGACUCUCGUACAGGUUACUCGGACCUGUGGGAAAUCACCUGGGAGAGAAUUGACUGUUUCUUGCCCCGACUCAAAGAGGAGCUCUUCAAACAGGCUGUCAUUCCAGAACAGGUCUGUAAUGUUCCUGCGGAGCCCGUCCCACCCCCUAUCGCUGUUACGCCAGCCUCUCCCCCCGUGCCAGCCCCAUCGCCAGUGCCAGCGGCCCCUGCAGAGCCAAACGUCCCUAGCAGACCUACAUCACCUCAGGAUAUACCUACACCUAGUGCCAACGGAACCGAUAGAUCAUCUCCAGUACCUCCUUCGACACCUCCCGUGGCCACUCCGUCAAAGAUGAGUUCUGCAGAAGCCCCGCCCCCUCUCAGUCAGUCUCCACUUAUCCUACAGCCCCUCGCCUCACCACUGCAAGUGGGCGUGCCCCCUAUGUCUCUGCCAAUCAUUCUGAACCCUGCUCUUAUAGAGGCCACCUCACCUGUACCCCUGCUGCCCCGGCCCACAUCCGACUGACCCAGCCGUCAGAUAAAAGGCACGAGAGUGUUGUGACGGUUUAAGGAAUAAAACCCAUCUUAUUCCACCGUUCUCCUGUCUGCUUACACGCUCCUUCACACUAUUAAAUGAAAUGAAACAGCAGGACGUGGAAUAAGAGAGCGUGAGACAGAGGACAUUGAUUUGCAUGGUUGAAGAAACACCCAGAUCAUUUGGACUUUGUACGUCCUUCAGUUAGAUGUGCUACAUAAAUAACAAUAUUUAUUCAAACCAGAAAGGUGCCACUGAAAUAUGAAGGGCAGUUUUAUUAUUGAUGGGAUUUGAUUUAUUUCAGAGUCAAUGCUAACAGAUUUUAAUUUCUUUUUCCUGAAAUUUGCUCAGGCGCUGAUCACAGAGAAUGUCUAAUUGGUACCGCAUGCAAAGCGGGUUCAGCAAAAGAAACCAUAAGAAACUCUUCAAUCUUUACAGCUUUUAUCACAGUUCAAACUAAAUCUAAACUGUACUGUAUAAAGAAAAUUAUUUUUUGAACAAUUUACAGGAUGUUUCUUUGGCUUUUACAUUCGUUUUGCCAUAAUUGGUCCAAAGAAAGACUGAGUUACAGAGCAGCAGCCACUUGUAUUUUUCAGUAAUGAAUCAUUGAUGGCAGACAUUUGUGGAUUAUUUCUACAAAAUGGUCCUUUUGGAUAAAAACGCUAUAAUUGCAGCUUGUGUCUAGUAUGACUGGAGAUGCCCUCAAUUUAUUUUGCGCACCACUACUACAUUCCACACUUGUUCAUUUUCAACCGGUUUCUGUUUUCGAUGAUGAAAUCAUAUAGCAGAUUUCUAAAUGUCAGGUUUUUAUCUUAUUUGACUUUUUUAUUUGUAAGUUGUCUUAAAGAGAGAUCAUAGUGUUUCUUAUGCUGUUUGCUGUAUCAGUCUGGCAGUUCUGGCCUUCCAGAAACGAUGGAAGCGAUACACCAGCCAAAUAUCAAAAUCACCCCAUGAUUUACACACCCUCACGCCAUCUGAGAUACAUAUGUACAUCAUCUUUCAGACAAACACAUUUGAAGUAUUUUAGUAAAUGUCCUUGCUUUUCAAGCUUUAUAACGGGAGAACGAAAGUGCAUCCAUCCUUUACAGAAGUAAUCCACAUGGCUCCAAGGGGUUAAUAUUUGUAUAAAAAACUUUAUAAACUAGUAUAACUAGCUUCCAGUAACGACGCUAUUUUGGACACGAUUCACGAGAGAUUACCCGCAAAAGUCACUUAUUAACCCCUUGUAGCAGUGUGGAUUACUUCUGUGAGGGAUUGAUGCCCUUUUUUGGGGUUUGAAGUCAGAAGUUGUUCCCUGAUUUCUCCAAUUAUAAAGCUUGGAAGAGCAACGGCAUUUACUAAAAUAACUCCAAAUGUGUUCGUUUGAAAGAUGAUGGACAUGUGUAUCUCGCAUUGCUUGGGGGUGAGUAAAUCAAAUGGUAAUUUUGAUAUUUUCCUGGAGUAUCUCUUGUUAGUUAAGUCCUGAAACAAAAACAAAACAAACGUAGAUCAGUCCGGGCACUUUCAGAUGCACACUACAGAUGCCCUUCUUUGCAGUAAUAAUGCAUAACCUCUUUAUUUAUGGUUUAUCUCUUAACUAUUAACCACUUCAUGAACCUGAGAAGUUCAUCCUUAAAGUAGCUAAAAAAAAACCCUCAUUCCAAAUGUAAUCGUUUUCAGGCCAUCGGCUUGUUUAAGGCAAGACCAGCUUAUGUGUUUCACAAGAUUAAUUACAGUUUAUAGUGCAUCUGACAGUGAACAAUAUGUGAUCCUGACAGAAACUACUUGGGUGGGUGGUUUCACCUUUAUGGCUCAAGAAACUGUAGAUUUUAAGGAAUAAUAUUCUAAUUUAAUCUAGAUCUUCACUGCCUUACUUUAGAGAAAGCAGACUUUAAAUGGCACUGACACAAACCUAACACGUGUCAGAAGUGAAACAGACAUUGUCUUUUCUUUGUUUGCCUCUUGUUGUACUGCAUUCUUAGACACAGCGGGAGCUAAAUUUGUAGUCAACAGUUCAUUCAAUGAAACUUAUCGGUGUAUAUAUAUACAUAUAUGAAUAAAAGUAAAUGUACUUUUUACAGUGUAAUAAAUAUAUAUGGUAAAAAUCAUA
Molecule: messenger RNA, 7844 nt
Organism: Misgurnus anguillicaudatus (oriental weatherfish)
Lineage: Eukaryota; Metazoa; Chordata; Actinopteri; Cypriniformes; Cobitidae
Gene: gbf1
Product: golgi brefeldin A resistant guanine nucleotide exchange factor 1
Biological process (GO): regulation of ARF protein signal transduction
Molecular function (GO): guanyl-nucleotide exchange factor activity
Source: RefSeq, a predicted model, not a curated record